Cottoperca gobio is the source of this 3264-nucleotide messenger RNA. RefSeq names its product kinesin family member 17 (gene kif17). The record is from RefSeq and is a predicted model, not a curated record. Gene Ontology annotation, biological process: microtubule-based movement. Lineage: Eukaryota; Metazoa; Chordata; Actinopteri; Perciformes; Bovichtidae. Gene Ontology annotation, molecular function: microtubule binding; microtubule motor activity; ATP binding.
CCGUCCGCACGAAAAUGGCCGCCGGUCUGGGGGCCGUUUCGGUUCCAUCCCUCAACGGUUGUUUAUGGUUGCUAAGCAACUUCAAAACGCCGUGGUAAGAAGGAGAGCAGAAUGCCACCUGUAACGCUACCCGAGGAGGAAACAUAAGUCUAAACUUUCUUUUUAAAUCUAUGAGUAUUUUCUUACCUGGUGUUUGAUAUCCUCUGGUCGUCAGCUCAGUGGACUUUAACCGUGAUGUCAACCGUUAGUUAGCCGUUAGUCGGCAGAGCUUUGUCAUCGGCUCGUGAGGUUCCUGCUGCAACUCGACCGUUCGUAUGUAACUAUGUACAACGCAGAUUUGAACGCCUCUCUUGCUUUUAUGUCGAGCUAGCUACUGUACAAGUGCUGUGGAGUGAAUGUUGAGACAUGGGGUCAGAGUCGGUGAAGGUUGUGGUCAGGUGCAGGCCCCUGAAUGACCGGGAGAAGGCUCUCGGCUCUAAGACGGUUCUGUCCAUUGACCUGCAUCGCUGCCAGUGCUUCAUAGAGAAGCCCGGGGCCGUGGACGAGCCGCCCAAACAGUUCACCUUUGAUGGGACCUACUUCAUUGACCAAACCACAGAGCAGAUGUACAACGAGAUUGCCUAUCCUUUGGUUGAGGGCGUCACUGAGGGAUACAAUGGCACCAUCUUUGCCUAUGGACAAACUGGAAGUGGGAAGUCUUUCACCAUGCAGGGAGUGUCUGAUCCUGCAGCCCAGAGGGGGGUCAUUCCACGAGCCUUUGAGCACAUAUUUGAGAGCAUUCAGUGUGCAGAAAAUACAAAAUUCCUGGUGAGGGCCUCCUACUUGGAGAUUUACAAUGAAGAAAUCCGGGACCUAUUGGGAAAUGACACCAAACAGAGAUUGGAGCUGAAAGAGCAUCCAGAGCGUGGGGUGUAUGUGCGGGACCUCUCCAUGCACACUGUGCACAGUGUGGGGGAGUGCGAGAAAAUCGUAGUGCAAGGCUGGGGGAACAGGGCAGUGGGCUGCACGUUGAUGAACAAGGACUCCUCCCGCUCACACUCCAUCUUCACCAUCCAUUUGGAGAUCUGCAACACAGAUGAUGCUGGCCAGGAUCAUCUACGAGCAGGUAAACUCAACCUCGUUGACCUGGCAGGAAGCGAGCGUCAGUCCAAAACGGGUGCUACAGGUGAGCGGUUCCGCGAGGCCACCAAGAUCAACCUCUCCCUCUCGGCCCUGGGUAACGUCAUCUCUGCCCUGGUGGACGGACGCUCUAAAUACAUCCCCUACCGGGACUCCAAGCUGACCAGACUGCUGCAGGACUCUCUGGGAGGAAACACGCGCACCUUGAUGAUCGCCUGUCUCUCCCCCGCUGACAACAACUAUGAGGAAAGCCUGAGCACGCUGCGCUACGCCAACCGGGCCAAGAGCAUCCAGAACAGGCCUUGUAUCAAUGAGGACCCCAAAGAUGCUCUGCUACAAGAGUAUCAGGAGGAGAUCAAGACGUUGCGGGCCCUCCUAUCAGGCCAGCUGGGCACCGCUAACCUUGCAUCUCUGCUGGCUGGCCACUUUUCUGAGGCAUCCCCUGCUGUUCCUUCAAGGCCACAGUCCAGCACCACAGAAGUAGAAAAGGAGAAGAUUAAAGAGGAGUAUGAAGAGAGGCUGGCUAAGUUGCAGGCUGAGUACAAUGCAGAGCAGGAAUCCAAAGCAAAGCUGCAGGAGGACAUCGCUGCUCUGCGUUCCUCCUAUGAAUCCAAACUGUCCAAUCUGGAAACGGCUCGAGCCAGCAGGGGGAGCUCUGUCCUAAAGAAUGAUAACAGAAAACCAUCUCCCCAAGAACCAUCAUCAGUGAGCACUAGCUGUAUGACAGAGGUCGCUGAGGAAGACCUCUGCCACAACACUGAUCCCAUGUGCCACAAUACAGCUGGAGAAACUUCCCUGAGCAAGCUUGCUGUACCAGCAGUCGGUGUCCAAAUAGGUCCAGACGGGGAAGGGCUCAUAGCCUCAUCUGACAUCAAUGCAGAGCCUCUGGACCAGCUACAUGUCCUGGAGAGACUGCAGCAGCUGGAACAGGAGGUGGUGGGAGGAGAGCAGGCCAGGAACAACGAGUUACAGCAGAGACACAGGCAGAGGAAGAACCUUGCUGACCAGAGGAAAGUCCAUCUCAUCUGCGCUCUGUCAGAGAACAGCGAGGACAGUGAACAUGUGCUCUUGAAUGUCUACAACUCCAUCCAGGAAGAGGUCCAUGCCAAAAGUCAAAUGCUGGUCAAGGUUCAGGGCAAGCUGAAAGAAGCCAAACUGGAGAUCCGUGACCUGCAGGCGGAGUUCGAGGUGGAGAGGGACGAUUACCUGGCAACGAUCCGGCGACUGGAGCGGGAGGGCCAGUUACUGCACAGCCUGCUGGAGCGUAUGGUGCCCCUGGUGCGCCGUGACUGCAACUACAGCAACCCGGACCGCUUGAAGAAAGAAGCUGUCUGGGACGAGGACGGCGCCACCUGGAGGCUGCCGGAUGUGAUGGUGCAGAAGACAACGCUGCCUUCAGCAGUGGCUCCGAAACUUUCAGCUGGCAGAGGUUCAGCUGCUGAUACUGGAGAUCCAUUCAUGCAGGUGGAGGAGGACAGGUACAAGGAGAUGCUGGACCGUAGUGACAGUGAGAACAUCGCCAGCAGCUACUUCAAGUCAAAGAGAGCGAGCCAACUGCUGGGACGUGAAGCUACCAAGGGACACGCGAUCCACUCUCCUCCGCUGGUUAACGGGGCGUCCCACCUCACUGUGAGUGGUUCCACCAUGAACCCGCCUGUCAGCUCAGACUCCGUCCUGCCACGCCCUUUCCGCCUGGAGUCGUUGGAUAUCCCGUUGGUGUCCAAUGGUAGAGUGAAACGCAAAAAAAGCAAACCUCACAUCCUUAACGAGAGCACUUGAAAGGACUGCUUCCACUGUUUUUGAAUGAAAAGAUUGUGUACACUGUGAUUGAUCACAUACUGUAUAUUUUAAAUGAUUAAAUAUGUAAUGUUUGAUAACCAGAAAUGCAUACAGCAGACACUUCGGGUGGAAAUUCAGUUGUGUCAUGUGAUUAAAAUCAUAUUUUGAAUGUUCAUUAUGAGAUCAAUACUACCUACAUUAUGAUACUAUUAUUGAUUUAUUUUUGUUGCACUGUUUAAACUGUGAGACUCAAAGUACAGCUACAAUAAUAUUUAAUUUCUAAUUUUGCUGUUGCUGAUUGUAAACCACAAUUUCAACCUGUUCACAUCUCAAAUUCUUGCUGCUGAAUAUAUAAAAUAAAAUGAA